Messenger RNA from Eufriesea mexicana, 795 nucleotides. RefSeq lists its product as uncharacterized. The transcript has a single exon. Lineage: Eukaryota; Metazoa; Arthropoda; Insecta; Hymenoptera; Apidae. The coding region runs from base 1 to 795 and encodes 264 amino acids. The record is from RefSeq and is a predicted model, not a curated record.
AUGCUCGUGAUUGCCAAAGGGUCGGAUUGGGAGGAGGUCACGCUGAGCGCGGAAAGCGGCGUAGCCCUCGCGCCGAACAAGUUCUGGCGUAUGGGGCUGAGCAUCUCGCCCGAGAAGACCGAGGCAAUAUGGUUUUGCCGUCUGUCCUGGUGGAAGCGGCCCCAGGCACGUGUGCGCGUGGGUAGCGUCGUGUUCGAUUUUCGGGACCGGAUGGAAUAUCUCAGUCUCCUCCUGGAUGGCCACUGGAGGAUCGGCAAGCAUCUCCACGCGCUGGAACCACGCCUGCAAGGGAUGACGGUGGCGCUGUUUAGCCUGCUCCCCAUCCUGAAUGGGCCAGACGGGACGGUGCGCCGCCUCUUGACGGGAGUCGUUCUCUCGGUGGCCCUUUACUUGGCUCCGAUCUGGGCGAACGACCUGGUCGCUGGUCCGCGCAGUCGGACGUUCCUCCGGAGUGUCGCUCACAGGAUGGCGAACGUGAUCGUGCGCGGCUGCCGCACAAUUUCCCACGAAGCGGCGAUGGUCCAAGCUGGUGAUCCGCCGCUCCAACCGCCAGCGGCGAGGGAGGCCCGUAUCUACGGAAUCCUCCACCUGGGCGGCGACGGUGCUCCAGAAGAUGGGGCCGCUUCCUUGAGGCGAACGGUCCGCCUGUCCGUGAAGACUGCAUGGCGAGCUCGGCUGAGGAAUGAGAGCAGCCGUCGGCACCGGCUGGUCGGGAUUGUGCUCCCAGUGCUGGAUGCAUGGGCGCGCAGCGGCAGUCGGCACACUUUCCGUCUGACACAUGUGCUAACCUGGUAA